UUCACAGGAGUGAUUUGCUCCAAGCGUAUCUAAAACGUUUCGGUGUAAUCCACGCUGCGAUGCGACUUGAAGGACUACACUGUGGGAUUUGGAAAACCUCUUCCAUUUGACAUCUAUUCGAGUAAAGCGCUCAGAUCAAUUGCUGUGGCGAGCUUCCAAGUUCACAAGUCAAGCAUGAAUCUCACGGAGUCGCCCUGGCUCCUGGAGGAACCGUGGACCCUCAACCGAACAGAGGAGGAGAAACUUUUAUUCGGGAUCGGAACGGAUAAUUUCCUCACCUUGGUGGUUUUUUGUCUGAUCUUUGUGAUCGGUGUGCUGGGUAACUCCAUGGUGAUCACCGUCCUGGCACGUAGCAAGCCAGGAAAGCCACGCAGCACCACGAACAUCUUCAUCCUCAACCUGAGCAUCGCGGACCUGUCCUAUCUGCUCCUUUGCAUCCCUUUCCAGUCUACAAUCUACAUGAUGCACACCUGGGUCCUGGGCGCGUUCAUUUGCAAAUUUAGCCACUAUUUCUUCACGGCGUCCAUGCUGGUCAGCAUCUUCACCCUCUCGGCCAUGUCUGUGGACAGGUACGUGGCAAUCGUACACUCCAGAAAGUCCUCCACCAUCAGGGUGGCCAAACAUGCCUUCAUCGGUGUGUUGGUCAUUUGGAUUCUCUCUCUGGGCAUGGCAGCGCCCAUCAUGUAUUACCAGAACAUCUUUCACGGGGGAGAAAAUCUCACAUUUUGCUGGGAAGUGUGGCCAGACCAAAACCAGAAAAAAGUCUAUGUGGUUUGCACCUUUGUUUUUGGCUACGUUUUACCCCUGCUACUCAUCUCUUUUUGCUAUUCAAAGGUUUUAAAACAUUUGCACAAAAAGCUCAGGAAUAUGUCCAGAAAGUCUGAGGUAUCAAAGAAAAAGACAGCUCAGACAGUCCUGGUUGUGGUGGUGGUGUUCUGUCUGUCAUGGCUCCCUCAUCACGUUGUUCACCUUUGGGCAGAGUUUGGGACCUUCCCACUGAACCAGGGUUCCUUUUUGUUGCGGAUUGCUGCCCACUGCCUGGCGUACAGUAACUCAUCCGUCAACCCAGUCAUCUAUGCCUUCCUCUCAGAAAACUUCAGGAAGGCUUACAAGCAAGUGUUCAAAUGCCAGCUUGGCACCGAAGAUGUACCGUUCAAUGAGAUCAAGGAGGUCCGUAGCAAGCCAGACACACCGCCGUCAACGAACUGCACCAACGUUUGAUAUUCAAGGUGUGCAUGGUGUAUAACUAAUAUAUGGCAAAACUAAAACUGAAUCUAAAGACACAGUGAAAGCCCAAAAUUGUAGAUAUCAUGUGGUUGUUACCAUAAUUUACACAAUACUUCCAUUUAAAAACAUAUAAUUAUGUUGCUUUCAGAUUUAAUAUAUUCGUGGUGAAGCUUUCUCUUCUUGUGAUAUAUUAUGUUGAGGAAUGGAACCCAACAAAUCAAA
Molecule: messenger RNA, 1449 nt
Organism: Syngnathoides biaculeatus (alligator pipefish)
Lineage: Eukaryota; Metazoa; Chordata; Actinopteri; Syngnathiformes; Syngnathidae
Gene: galr1a
Product: galanin receptor 1a
Exons: 3
Coding region: 175-1221 (348 amino acids)
Biological process (GO): positive regulation of cytosolic calcium ion concentration; G protein-coupled receptor signaling pathway; negative regulation of adenylate cyclase activity
Cellular component (GO): membrane
Molecular function (GO): galanin receptor activity
Source: RefSeq, a predicted model, not a curated record